AUGGAGUGCGAGCAGGCUUUCCAGGAUUUGAAGAAGUAUUUGGCAAAAGCCCCACUUCUAUUAACCCCAGAGCCAGGCUUCUCAGGUCGAAUCUCAACAUGGUUCGUCGAGUUAAGACAAUACGACAUUGACUCUCAGCCACGCGCUGCAAUCAAGGGCCAAGUGUUGGCUGAUUUUGUGGGAAAAUUUUCACAUGCAAUGAUGCCCCAGCCUCCUAUGAGAAAGGAGGAGGCAACUGGGAUAGCUGCCAAGAAGGGGAAAGCACCAGCCGAGCAGGAUCCCCUAGAAUGGAAGUUGUUUAUUGACGGAUCAGCAUGUAACACUGGUUCAGGAAUUGGGGUUGUGCUCUUUCCGCAUGCAGAAGUAAUGCUCGAGCUGUUUGUUCGAUUGGGUUUCAGUGCUUCCAAUAAUGUAGCGGAGUACGAGGCACUCUUGGCAGGUUUGAGGAGUGCAAAGACCUUAAAGGUAAAAAGAAUAAUGGUGUACUGUGACUCACAGCUUAUGGUGAACCAGUUGUCCAAAGAAUAUGAAGCCCGAAAUGAGAAGAUGGCAGCCUACAUAGAAGCUGCCAAGGAUCUACUUGACACUUUUGAGAAAGUAUACGUUGAGCAAAUAAGUUUUGUGCAUGCCCAUGUAGAUUCACUGGCUUGGCUAGCCACAGCUGUGCCAACCGAGUUUAAAAGGAAGGUGGCUGUGGACUAUCUUAGUGAGCCUAGUAUUGGAAGAAGUUUGGAGUUGGUCUUGGAUGUGAACCAAGGUCCAAGUUGGAUGGAUCCAAUCGUGGAGUAUUUACGAGAUGAAACACUCCCCUUUGAUAAGAAGGAAGCUCAUAAAAUAAAAACCAAAUUUGCAAGGUUUUGGCUGUUCCUAAACGGAAAGUUGUAUAGGAAGUCCAUUACAGGUCCCUAUCUGCUUUGUGUGCAUCCUGAGAUGGUGCAAAAAUUCCUUCACGAAAUUCAUGAGGAGACUUGUGGGAGCCAUACAGGGGGUAGAUCCAAAGCCCGUCGAGCGAUAACCCAAGGGUAUUGGUGGCCACAUAUGCAGGAAGAUGCUAAAGUUUACACAAGGUUGGAUAAGGCAAAGGGAAAGUGGCCCGAUGAGCUACCACUGGUCCUGUGGGCGCACCGAGCAAUGCUAAGGAGGUCUACGGGAGAGACCCCUUAUUCUUUGGUAUAUGGAACAGAAGCAGUCAUACCAUUAAAAGUUGGUCUGCCGACCAACAAGACGGCAUUGGUUGAAAGUGGGGGAAAUAACAGGGCCCUGGCAAUUGAGCUGGACCUUGCCGAGGAGAGGAGAGGAGAGAAAGGGCCCUGGGAGCAGGGAAUAGACAUGAAUGCACUGAUUGCUAAGUAUGAAAACACUUAG
Molecule: messenger RNA, 1365 nt
Organism: Rhododendron vialii
Lineage: Eukaryota; Viridiplantae; Streptophyta; Magnoliopsida; Ericales; Ericaceae
Exons: 5
Coding region: 1-1365 (454 amino acids)
Molecular function (GO): RNA-DNA hybrid ribonuclease activity; nucleic acid binding
Source: RefSeq, a predicted model, not a curated record